Messenger RNA from Erinaceus europaeus (western European hedgehog), 1100 nucleotides. It is a transcript of the gene EME2, whose product is annotated as essential meiotic structure-specific endonuclease subunit 2. The record is from RefSeq and is a predicted model, not a curated record. NCBI's taxonomy places the organism in Eukaryota, Metazoa, Chordata, Mammalia, Eulipotyphla, Erinaceidae.
AUGAUCGCGCUGGGCUCCGACCGGAAGUCCCGCCCGUCUUUGCCGGAAGCGACCGGUGUCCUCGAAAAGGCGGCCGGGCGCGACCGUUGCCCCCAGCGAAGGCGGCCGGCCGUGGCGACGGGCCAGGCGGCCGUCCUGCUCGAGGCCUUGGGCGCCGGGGCUUCCGCCGCAAGGGCAGACUCAGGACGGGGGCGGAUCGGGGCCCAGGGCUCAGGAUGGGGUGCAGGGGGCGGGCCCGGGGCCCGGGGCGCCUGUGCGGGUGCGAGGGGCGGCCUGCGGAAGAGCGGGACCUGCCGCUGCCGCCGAGGGAUUUGGCCUGGCCCCAGGGCUAUUUUGGAGGCCCACACCCACCUCAGGUCCCAUGGGGCUGGCCUCAGUGGCCCUGUCCUCCCCCAGGCCCUGGUGCUCCUGCAUCUCUGGGCGGAUGUUGUGUGGCUGGUGGCCUCCUGGCUGGGGCUUGCCCAGCGGACAAGCAGCCUCUAGAAGGGCCUCCGCACCCACUCCCACAGGCAGCACCGGGAAACCCAGACCUUCUUCUGCACCACAGGGUGCUGCGCGGCUGGGGAGCGGCUGGCCAGAGACAGCACAGGGCUGCAGGCAGCCUGGAGGCGGCAGGUUGAGCAGCUGAACUGCGUUAGCCCAGCUGUGGCCAAGGCUGUGGUCAGCAUCUUCCCUCCCCGCCUGCUAUAUAGCAGGCGAGCCCAAUUCUGCCCUUAUUGUGGCCACCUGGCCCUACUUAUGCCCUCACCCCCUCCCAUCCCCCAGGUGUGCAUGGCCUGCAGCAAUGAACAGCACCUGGGCUGCAUGGCCGAGUUCCCUGUGGCACCUGAGGAGGGGGGAGGCGCAUGACCUCAGGGAGUAGGACCUGAUGGCUCCUGACUGCCACUGCAGGCUGCACCUCAGCCUGGGGGGGGGGGGCAGGCUUACUGGCCAGCUGGGACCAGCACAAGGCAGGAGCGAACUGGUCUGUCCUGACCCUCCAGCCCACUGGGAAGGGACAACCAGGAGCCUGGGCCCUCAGCAGGGACUGGGGCGCACCAAGGGCCCUGUGGGGGACCAAUGCCGCCUGUCCAGGGGGCCGGGAGUGAUACUGCUGAAGG